Cyprinus carpio (common carp) is the source of this 1195-nucleotide messenger RNA. RefSeq lists its product as uncharacterized. The record is from RefSeq and is a predicted model, not a curated record. NCBI's taxonomy places the organism in Eukaryota, Metazoa, Chordata, Actinopteri, Cypriniformes, Cyprinidae.
AUGGAGAGGUCAAGAGUUGCUCUCAUUGCGCUUAUUUUUUUACUGUUCCAUCAGACAAGAAUCUAUGGAGAAGAAGUGGAGAUGAAAGUCAGACCAGGAGACAACAUCACUCUCUACUGUGAUCGCUCUGUAACUUCUGGUUUCCUCAUUGUAUGGAUAAGAAACUGCUCUCAUGAAAAUCAACCCUCCCUCAUAAUAGAUUUUACCAAAUGGAAUCUGAAGAUAUUUCAGCGUUUCAGCUCUAUCUACAACCGCUACAGUAACUCUUAUGAUCUACAUAUUACUAACAUCAGUUUCUCUGUUCUGGGACUGUACUACUGUGCAGAACUAGAGAAUAAGGUAAAUAAAGAUGAAAAAGGCAUCAUCUCCUCAUCAGAGGUGUACUAUUAUGGAAACCGAACAACUCGUCUCUCUCUGGAAGUAUCUUCCUGUUCUGGACCCUUGAACACCACCUCCACACCACCUCUUGUAUCUGACUGUGUGCUCUGCUGGACGCUGCUGUUCAGUGUGUGUCCGGUGUGUGUUCUCCUCUUCUCCAUCUGUUUGUUCUGCCUCUGUUGUAAGAAAACUACAGAUGCUGUGACAGAUCAAAAAGACAAGUUAAAAGGUAGAAAUACAGCUGAGUGCAUGGAUGAAGAGGUGUGUUAUGCAUCUUUAGACGUGAUCACCAAGAGACAAAAACAACGCAAGGCAAAGCGAGUGCAGAGUUCUGACUUCAGUACUUAUGCUCAGGUCAGAACGUAAACUGAAUAGACCUAAAAUAGAACUGAGGUGGAUUCUAAAACUUUUCAAAUAUUAGAAAAGUUGCAGGUUUCAUUAUAACGUAACUUCACAUGUAAUCAUACAAGGUAGAGGUGUUUCUUCCAUUACAUAAAGUAAAUGGUAUGUUAUUGAAUACUUUAGAUUUUUUAUGAGCUGUAAAGUUGUUAGUCUGAUAUUUGGUUUAGUACAAGUUUUUCCCUCUCUCUAAUAAAAGUACUUUAGCACAGUCUUUGUGGACACACAGUGAUGACCUGAAUAACAGGAUGAAGAAGUGGGUUUCCUGUGUUUAGUGAAGUUUAGUUUAAUGUGUAUAUUUCUCUGAAACUGAAUGACUGCAACAUUUAUCUGAAUUUUACAAUGAGCCCAAUUUCCCCAAAACAUACUCCAUGCUGAGUAGGUUACUGUGUUUGGAAAACAACUUGUGACAUGUGAG